AUGGAUUUCGACUACAAUAUGGGUUUCGACUGGGGUGACGUUUUCCGUCCCUUAAACACCGUCGAAGAAAUUCCUUCCGCCAUCGAAGCUGCCGUUCUAUCCGAGCUUAAAGCGACACUGCCGCUAGAAAACCUAUCAUCAGAGGAGCUGACAUCAACUCUCAAGCAAUGCGAAGAACCGCAAGGCUUCGGUUAUUUCCCCGAGUUAUGGGGAGAUUCGAAGCCGCACAUCCCAACCCAGGAGCAUUUGCUGCCAGCACUUACUGAUCAACCAAUGCAGAUGUGGAACGUGGAAAACACCGACUUGAAAGUUGGAGUAAAGUUUUUGGGCUACGCCGACGAGCUCAACCUACCGUCGCAGCCAGUGCAAAAACCUCCGACCACAAAGCUGAUGCGUUUCACCAGCCAAUGGAACUGCGAGCAGUGUGGAAAGGCCUUCAAGUCCAAAGGAGGCCUUACCCAGCACAACGUGAAGAUCCACUCCGGGCCAACACCACACAGAUGCGAUAUCUGCGGCAAGCGCUAUCGGGACUUCAACAGCAUGGAUCAGCAUCGGCAGCGACAUCUGAUGAAGGACAAGCCCUGUAAGUGCAGCGAGUGCCCGAAGCAGUUCAUCCGAGAAUCGGAUCUCCGGCGACAUAUGGGGCUUCAUCACGGCGUCAGUCCACAUCGGUGCGACAUUUGUGGGAAGGCGUUUGACCGGGCCGACCAUUUAACGGAACACAAGUGGAGCCAUGCAAACGGAACCGUGAAGAAGCCUAAAGUUAAGCUGGAGAUGUAACGGGCUGGUUUUGAAGCAUGUAUUUUGUGUAAAUAAUAAUAAACUUGAUGAUCUUGUAGCAUGAAUUUCACUUGUUAUUCUUUCGAGGGUCCUUUCUAGUUGCAUACAUGAGUUUUCGUCUACUUUGGAUAUCUGCAUUUGUCUAUCAAUAUAUGGAACGCCACAGGUGCUACAGCGUUUAAAAUGAUAAAUUUGAUGAUUACAAAGCUACCACUUGUCGAAAUUCAGUUUCGCGUAAAGUUUGUUGCGAUGGCUGCGC
Messenger RNA from Aedes albopictus (Asian tiger mosquito), 1039 nucleotides. Its product is annotated as zinc finger protein 184-like. Gene Ontology annotation, biological process: regulation of transcription by RNA polymerase II. The record is from RefSeq and is a predicted model, not a curated record. Gene Ontology annotation, molecular function: DNA-binding transcription factor activity; RNA polymerase II cis-regulatory region sequence-specific DNA binding. The coding region runs from base 1 to 780 and encodes 259 amino acids. Lineage: Eukaryota; Metazoa; Arthropoda; Insecta; Diptera; Culicidae. The transcript has a single exon.